UGGUGUAACAACAGCCCCCACCCUUGCACCACGACACCACGCCGUUCACUCCGAGUUGGAGAUACGCCGGUCUCCGUAGUCAUUCCCGAUAGUCAUAAAUAGCACAGCAUCUGACUUUAACAAUCUUACACCACAAGUCAUACGCUACAAUGAGCAUCCCCAUCGCGCAGAAACAAUCCCGGCACGAGUCCACCCGGCUGGACAUCGUCGUAAUCGGCGCCGGACUCGCAGGAGUCGGCGUGACAAUCUCCUCCCUCCUCGCCGGCCACAACGUCCAUCUACUCGAAAUCGCCCCCCAAAUCGGCGAAAUCGGCGCCGGGAUCCAGGUCCUCCCUAACAGCUCGCGGGUCCUCAAGCACUGGGGUCUUGAAGAGGCGCUGCUUAAACAUGCCACUGUGCCUACGCAUGUGAACUUCCGCGGGUGGCGCGGGGGUCUCAUUUCGGCGCUGGAGUUUCAGGAGUCGGAGAGGCAGUAUCCGGGGACUUGGUAUAGGGAUUUCCACCGGGCGGAUCUGCAUCUUUGUCUUGUUGACCGGGCUGUGGAGUUGGGGGCGAGAUUAACGACGAGUGUGCGUGUUGUGGAUGUUGUUCCUGGGUUGGACGGGGUGAGCUCUACGGCUGUGGCGGAUGAUGGGAGGGAGUUUGUUGGUGAUAUUGUCAUCGAUGCCACCGGCGUGUUUGGGAAGUUGUCUGAGCUGAUGCUGAAGAGGCCUGAUCCGCCUAUGAAGACGGGGGAUCUGGCGUAUCGGCUGCUGCUGUCGACGGAGGAGAUGGUUAAGGAUCCCGAGUUGAGGACGCUGGUCGAGCAGCCGCAGGUGAAUUACUGGCUUGGGCCGGAUAAGCAUGCAGUGAACUAUGUCCUGCGCAAUGGGAAACAGUUCAAUAUGGUUUUGUUGGUUCCGGAUGAUAUCCCGGAGGACUCGCUGGCCACGACGGUCAAGGGGAAUGUCGAUGAGAUGUGCUCGUUGUUCGAGGGGUGGGAUCCUCGAAUCGAGAAAUGCCUGAAACUAUGCCAGUCCGUGCAAAAGUGGAAGCUGUGCAUCCGCCUAGGCGAAUGCGAGUGGACGCACCCCUCAGGAUCGUGGGUCAUGAUCGGCGACGCAGUGCAUGCGACCCUGCCGUAUCUCGCAUCUGGCGCCGGAAUGGCCUUUGAGGACGCCGCCGUCAUCGGGGAGGUCUUGUCCCGCCUCCCCAACGACCCAUCCAUUAGCAAGAGGUCGCCUGAGUUUCUAGCCCAGAAGCGCCAUGCCCUCGCUGUCUACGAGACCUGCAGAAAAGAGCGCACGCAGAUGGUGGUGAAGCGCGGAAAUGUCCAGCAGUAUCUGUAUCAUCUCCAUGACGGGCCGGAGCAGGAAGAGCGGGAUAGCAAGAUGAGGAUGGUUCCGACGCCGGAGGGAGAGUGUCUGGCCUGGAGAGAUCCAGGGCUUGCCCCGAAGUUACUGGGAUAUGAUCAUAUUGCUGAUGUUGAUGAACACUGGGAUGCAGUUCCAGUGGAUGGUGUAGAGGAUCAGAUGGCGUCACGGCUUUAAUGUAUACUGUUUAAUCAUGUUAAAACAAUCAAGUAUGUUAUGUACUACUUUGGUAUUUGUACUCCAGUGAUGAUAAUACUAUCAAGUCCUUCAGCGCUUCAACCAGCCAUAACAGGAGAUGGC
Molecule: messenger RNA, 1652 nt
Organism: Aspergillus versicolor CBS 583.65
Lineage: Eukaryota; Fungi; Ascomycota; Eurotiomycetes; Eurotiales; Aspergillaceae
Exons: 5
Coding region: 150-1529 (459 amino acids)
Biological process (GO): secondary metabolite biosynthetic process
Molecular function (GO): FAD binding; monooxygenase activity
Source: RefSeq, a predicted model, not a curated record